UAUUAUUAAAGUUUACAGCGAAUUAUUUUUGUAAACAUUAGCCAAGUAUAAUUGAUUUAUUAGUAUAUUAAUUAUGCCGAAACAUUUGGAUUUACGCCCAAAUCAAGCACUUUUAAAUCUUCAAUUUGAGAAAUAUCAAUUUUCUUCGGAACUAAUUCCAAUUGAUGAUGAAAAAGAAUUACCUAUAGAAUUACUUCGAAUAGAGCCGUUGCCAGGACAAGAUUCAUGGUUAGAAACUAGAAUCUUUGCUUUUCACAAUCAUUUAUUUAAAAACCCUUUUGAUUCAUCAUGCUGGUUUUAUGAUCAAAAUUAUCAAGUAUUUCGACUACAACAGGAUGGAACAUUGAACCUUGUUUACUCUUUUUCUACAGCACAAUUUGAUAAAAAAACAAUCAAGUUUAAUCCAACAAUUUCAUUUGCUUCUGAUGACAUUGUUGUUCUUACUGGAGUUAACAAUAAUUUAAUAAUAAUGAUAACAUCACCAAAUAAAAGUUCACAUAAAUCAUUAGAACUUAAUGAUAUUGAACAAGGAAUAUUAUUAGAUUCUCGAUACAUAAAAGAAAAGUCGUUGCUAACAAUAAUAAUGAGUUGCAUUAUUGAAGAAAAUGGAAAAAAGAAAUCCAAAUUAAUUAUUGUUUUGUAUUCACUAAACAUUGAAGAAGAUACGGUAAAAGAUAUAGAUCAUUUGAUACAAAGACAAGAGUUAAUUGUUAAUGGAGCCAUAGAAUAUGCAUAUAUUGAAUCAAAUGGAGAUUUCAUUAAUUUAUUGAGUCAAGAAAUGGCCAAAUUUACAUUUGAUUCAUUAAAAGGAAUCCAAAUGGAAGAAAGUAUAAACGAACCAAUUAUAAAAAUUCCUAAAUACUCUUGGUCUCAAGAUGAAGAUUCAUUGACUGUUUGGGUUAAAAUACCAACAAAAUAUCAAGGUGCAAAGCCAAAAAUAAUUAUUUCACCAAUUAAAAUUUCCAUAACUGUAAACAAUGAUACUAUCAUUCAAGGAGAUUUUAAGUUUCGAAUUGAUCAUGAAGCGUCAGUGUGGAAUUUUGAAGAAGAGACAUUAAAAAUUGAAUUGAUGAAACAUGAAAGUGGCCAAAUGUGGGAUGAAUUAAUUAUCAAUGAUACAGAUGGUGAAUGUAUACCAAAUGAAGCUUUAGCAGCUGAGAUUCAUUCUAGACUUUCACAUUUAUGUACGGAACAACAAGAUGGUAACAAUGAACAAUCAGUUAUUGGUUUUAAUUCUGAACAGCUAGAGGAAUGUGAUUUAGAAGAUAAUGAUAAUACAUUGCAAAGAAUUAAUUUAAAAACACAAACUACUACUAAUUUCGCUAUAUUUGGAUCUCGCAAUCGAGUCUUGUUUGGAUAUAAAUCGAAAUCAUGUCAAAUACUUUGCUCACGAUAUGAUCAUGAUGCAUGCAUAUGGGAAUUAAAAGAUAGUAGAUCAGAUGAUUGGGCUAUUUCUCAUACGACUACUUUCCCUGGCUUUGGUUAUGUUGAAGCAAGUAAAAAUAACAAAAAAUUUUGUUUAUUAGCGCCUAAUUUCAGUUACAUUGCUAUUAUUGAACAUAGUAAAUAUGGUUUUUUAUAUGAAAGACCUAAUAAAAAUGAACGUGUAGCAAAACAAAGAAUUAUUGACUUGGGAUCAGAUACUCAGCCUAUUUUGGGCGCUGUUGCUACUAAUGAAAAUAUUUUCAUAUUAACAAAAGAUAAAUUAUACUCCUUGAAAGUAAUUUAGAACAAUGAAUUUAAUUUUGUAAUUUUUCUAACAAUUACUUAAUACAUACAUUAAAUUUAAUAUAAAAGAUUUUUUUACAUAAAUAUAUAAUAUGUACAAUGUUUCAUUUAACUUUUAUACUUAAAUUAUCAGUCA
Molecule: messenger RNA, 1864 nt
Organism: Chelonus insularis
Lineage: Eukaryota; Metazoa; Arthropoda; Insecta; Hymenoptera; Braconidae
Product: nudC domain-containing protein 1
Exons: 3
Coding region: 74-1729 (551 amino acids)
Source: RefSeq, a predicted model, not a curated record